GCGUGUGUGCCCUCACAAAAUCGGUGUGUUUCUGUACCCUGCACUGCAGUGUUAUCAGUGCAGUAAAAUAGGAUUUUAUUUAAAAAGCACAUGAAAUCGUCGCCUUUGCAUGUUUUCAAAAUAUGCAUGUAUUAAAACACGCGUGUCAGCAGACAAGAAAACGCCGACGUCAGCGUUAGUUAAUAAUAAACGCAUAGUUAAUCGGAUAUUGCCAACUAACCAAGUUAUUUCACAGUCAUGAUGGACUAUUUUCUUUGGCCGUCUGUGCUCUUUACACUUCUUGCAGGAAUAGUAGCAGCAUUUGUUCUGGUAAAAAACAAACCCGCUCAUCAUCAAAGCAGUGUUGUUGUGGAGGAAGAAAAGAAAGCAGAUGCUGGAGUUUCCUCACAGGAACAACACUGUGAGCACUGGGAUGAAUCCUGUCAGCUUAAAACUGUCGAAAAGAGACUUCAAACUGAGGAUAAAACUUUAGAGAAAGCAAAGGAUUUAAACAGAGAUGAUCUGGAAGAAGAUGCUCUGGUUCAACCCACUGCACGGGAAGAGGAGCCUGGGAUACGGAGUGCUCUGAGGGAGUAUGCCUUUUCACCUGAUGCUGAGAGUAAGCCUUUGAAGUACAUGGCAGGCAUGCUUAGGACCUGCCAGCUGGAAAAGAUGAUGACCAAAGAAGAGCUUGAGGAAGAGCAGAGGGUUCAACGGGAACAGUUGACUGCCAUCUUCCAGCUGCUCAAAGACAAACAAGAGACAUUUGGUGAGGUGACAGAGAGUGAUUUACAAGAACAGCUUAAACUCUACUCUAUUUGACAGAUCAGCUAAAAAAAGCUCUCUGUUGUGUUCAGGCGAUUUUUAUAUUCUUUAUGCCAGUGCUCAAGUUAAUACCAUUUACAAAUAAUUCACAAAUGAUUUUAUUUGAUCAGAUUAAUUGAAAUCACAGACUUUAAUAAUCACUGGAAUAUUAGUAUUGACAUUCUUUAGACAUUCUGUUGACUUUAAAUUACUUUGCCUCUACAGUUGAAGACAUAAUAGCAAUGCACUGUUGUUGCAUUAUUGGUCACACUGUAUUUUACAGUACAAUUCUUACUAUUAACAAAUCAUUAACUAUGACUUGUUGCUCAAUAAUCUCCUAAUGUGUUGCUUAUUAAUAGUCUGACAUUUAAAAAUAAAUGUGGUGAAUAUUAAUAAAUACAACAUAAGUAUUCAUAAUUUUUUAUUAAUUUUAAUAAAAUGUAAAUUCUUUUAUAAUAUUUCCCAAUUUUGUUUAACAGAGAGAAUAUGUUUUAAAACAUUUGUAAACAACAGUCUUAAUAACUUAUUUCUACUAAUUUAUUUUGUCUUUUACCCUUAUUGCAGUCCAUACUUAUUAGUUAUUCUGCAAGAUACUAGUAUUCAGCUUAAAGUGCACUUUUACAUCUUAACUAGGAUAAUUAGGUUAACUAGUUAGAUUAAUACAGCAAAUCAUCAGAGAAUAGUAGUUUGCUCUGUAGCCAAGUGAAAAAAACAAAUCUUAAGGGGGCUACUAAUAUUCACCCUCGCCGGUUAAAAUUUUUAUUCCUUAAAAUGUAUUCUUUAUUAAAUGCUGUGAAAUAAGUCAUUAUUAUUUGGGGAAAAUAAUACAAAUUUUCACAGGAGGGCUAAUAAUGGUGUCUUUUUUACAUGUAUACUAACGCUUCAUAAAGUAUUAGUAGAUUGUUAGGUUUGGGUUGGUAGAAUAAGUCGACGUAAUAAUGUGAAGGACAACCAAAUUAAAGUGUGAUAUUAAGCAGACCAUUUUUUAAAGGCAGAGUUCACCCCAAAAAUGUACUCCUGAAAUUGUUUCUCUCAUCUGUUUAACAUAAAAGAAGAUACUUUAAAGAUACCCAAAAACCGACAACCAUUGCCUUUUUUUUUGAGAAUUUUUUUUUUCUGCCGUAAAAAAAUCAAUGCUUACAGUUUUUUUUCCAUCUUCUUCUGGAUGUUCAACAAAAGAAGAAAUUCAUAAAUAUUUUAAAUAAAUAAAGGACGAGUAAAUGAUGACAGAAUUUUCAUUUCGGGUGAACUAUCCCUUCACACUCUGAAAGCCUGUUCACGUCAAGAACAAAUAUGAUAAUUUCAUGAUAUGAAUAUUUACGUUAUUGCUUUACCUUUAAAGUCAACAGAAUAUCUAAAGGGAACCAUCAAAAUACAGUGAUACCAUUGAAUGAAGAAAUGUUUGUUUGACUUGUAUGUAUAUAUUUUUUUCAUGUUCAUGAAUACAAUACUGCACAUAAGUAAUGAAGAAUCACAAAAGUCUGAAAAGGUUAAGUCUAAAGUCACUCAAAGUUUAUUGGCCAAUCCAUGUUUAAUAUGUGCAGUAUGAACUGUAAUGACACUGUAAUUACUCAGCUGUUUAUCUUGCAAAGUGAAGCUGCUUCAUGUAAUUGUGAUGCCAAACAGAUUUUUUUUUAAAUAAAUAAAACCUCUUUUUGCUUCAUACUGUAAACUUAAUCAACGCCUUAUGUCUCAACACCGCUCACAGACCUGUGACAGCCAUGGUAAUCAUGUCAUUCAUAUGAAUGGGCGGGCUGUAAUCCAUAAAUAAACACACCGUUUGAUGAUGUCACGAAUUUUAAUAGACAGAUUAUAAAACACUGUUACAAGACAGUCAAACCUUUCACACCGUAUGCAUCUAUAUGGCUGGACUGAUAAGAUGAGAGGAAAUUGGUCAUGAAAUAUGCAGAAGGCUUGGGGUGUUGUUAGUCUCAUACUGACUUUUUGUGUGUUGCUCUAUCUGGUGCUUUGGAAUAAUCUUUCAGAAAACAUUCACAGCAAAACUAUCAUCAUUUCUUCAUUGAUUUUGUCGCCACUUGGAAAUACCAAUUUGUUCAAAACCCAAAAACACUUGAAUGUGGAGCGAAAGGUCAACAUAACCCCCAUUCCGGUUCUUUAUAAGAAAAACUUCACCAAACUGCCAGUGUGGGACUUUGAAGAUGUCUAUUUGCGAGACAGUAAUGCAAGAAAACCGACCUGUCCAAAGUCUCUUCACAACACAGAGGACCCGGAGUUCAAGGAAUCAGUUCUUCCUGACAUUCAGCUGUGGCUGUACAAAGGUCAACUCAACAUGUCAGAAUGGAAUCGAUUAGCACACUUUAACAAUCCCUUUGGCUUCAUGGAGUACAAUUACAAUGAAAUAAAAAGAGCAGUGGAUUUGAUCCCAAAGCCCAGGUCUUCAAUAUUACUGCCUGUACCUAAAGGCUCAAAGGAUGGCUGUAUCCGCUGUGCUGUUGUGGGCGCUGGGGGCAUUCUCAAUAACUCAAAGAUGGGCAGAGAGAUAGACUCUCAUGACUAUGUUUUCCGAGUAAACGGUGCUGUUACUAAAGGUUACGAGGAGGAUGUCGGAAACAGAACAUCAGUCUAUGUGCAUACAGCAUUUUCCUUAUAUGCCACUAUACUGACGUUAAAAAAAUAUGGCUUUCACAAUAUUCCACAAGACGAGGGUAUCAAAUAUGUCAUGAUUCCUGAAGGCCUGAGGGACUUUGAGUGGCUUCAAGGCCUUUUACAGGGAAAAGCAGCCAAUGGGUCAUUCAAAGGUGUGAGACCACUGAAUUUUUUCAAUGGGCAUUUCAACGAGAGCAGAUUUAACGUUCUACACCCCGAUUUCCUUCGUUACAUUCGCAACAGAUUCAUGCCAUCUAAACAGAUGCAGGGCAAUUACUGGGCAAUGUACCGCCCGACCAAUGGAGCAUUUGCCUUGUUUUUGGCUAUUCACACAUGUGAUAUUGUGAAUGCCUAUGGAUUUAUCACUGAAGACCAUCAUAAAUACUCCAACUAUUAUUAUGAGAAGUUCAAGAAAACCAGUGUCAUUUUCUAUAUUAACCAUGACUAUGGGCUGGAGAUUAAGACAUGGAAGAAACUACACGACUCUGGAAUCAUCAGACUCUUUCAAAGACACUGACAUAGUCAUGUGAAAAAGUUUGGACACUGUACGUUAAUUAUAUUUUUCAUAACAAGACAUAAAAAAACAACACACAUGGCUUUUCUAUCUUCUUGUUAAACAAUGACACCAUGUGAGAUGUCAUGUGGUGUUGUUGAGCUAAGAUUUUAUUGUCCAAAUUUUAAGACCUGCCAAGGACCAUAAUGUUUUUUUUUUUUUGUUAUUGAAAACCAUAAAAUUGAAUAGGCUGUCAUAACUUUUUCACGACUACGUAAUAAACAACAAGACGGAGGAUCACUGUUCUGACAACAGACAAUAUUUACAAAUUGAGAAUCUGUAAAAAACUGUCUAAGAAACAGAUCAGCUCUUUGUUUUAGUUUUUAUGAAGGAGAGACAGGUUAUAUUUAUUGAAAUAUUUUUAAAGGGUUGGGUUUGCGCAUGCUCCAACCUUCCUUCAAUUUGAUAGAAUUCCCUAUUUAUUUUCAAGUUUGUUGUAUUCUUAUUUUGAUAUUUCUUACAAAUAUUUAUAACAUCAGCACUUUUUUUGAUAUUUUGUUCAGCUGGGCUAUCAUUGCCAUGCUUCCGUAACUUUAUAGAAAUGAGUUAUUUAUUGAUAUUUAGUUCUGUCUAUUUUAACUAUAUUUAGUUUUGAGAUUUACAUUUUAAGUAUAUUUUAACAUACAACAUAUUCCCUGUCAUAAAUCCCAACAACUGUUAACAAAUCCCAGAAAUCUGCAUUGAUACACUUCAUUAAACUUGAGAAACAAUAAGAUGAAAAAGAAAAAAA
Messenger RNA from Danio rerio (zebrafish), 4673 nucleotides. The record is from RefSeq and is a predicted model, not a curated record. Lineage: Eukaryota; Metazoa; Chordata; Actinopteri; Cypriniformes; Danionidae.